Molecule: messenger RNA, 2724 nt
Organism: Danio rerio (zebrafish)
Lineage: Eukaryota; Metazoa; Chordata; Actinopteri; Cypriniformes; Danionidae
Source: RefSeq, a predicted model, not a curated record
UGUUGCUUCCGUAAAGGUUACUUCAGGUCUGUGCGAGCGUUAAAGGAGUUCCCUAAUGUGAACAUAAACGAUGUCCGUCGCAUAACCAGAUAUUUUGUUACUUUUCCGAGUGCUACCACUUCACAUUCAUUCUGAUAAAUUUCAGACAGAAUAUUCCACGCGAAGCUGUGUUCAGAAGAUUGUGAUAAAAAUGACCAACCAGUCUCUGCAUGUCAAUAUUGACAAAUGGAUUGCUGAGAAUGAGACUUCAUUCCUACCGCCUGUAUGCAACAAAUUAAUGUUUUUUUAUCAGUUGAAUAUUAUGUAUGUUGGUGGUCCAAAUGUGAGGAAAGAUUAUCACAUUGAGGAAGGAGAAGAGCUUUUUUACCAGGUGAGGGGUGACAUGGUUUUGAAAGUGAUAGAGAAUGGCAAACAUAAAGAUGUGCAUAUUCGAGAAGGUGAGAUGUUCCUGCUUCCAGCACGAAUUCCCCAUUCUCCUCAGAGACAGGCAAAUACUGUAGGGCUGGUGGUAGAGCGGAGGAGGCUUUCCAAAGAAACAGAUGGCCUUAGAUACUUUGUGGCGAAUAGUACGGAAGUCUUGUUUGAGCGCUGGUUCUACUGUGAAAAUCUUGGAACCCAACUUGUUCCCAUCAUCAAAGAGUUUCUGGAUUCCAAAGAGAAUGAAACAGGAAAACCUGAUCCAGCGAAUCCCAUAAAGCCAGCCCCAUACCCGCUCAACACAAUGAAUGUGAUGACACCAUUCAGCUUCAGAGAGUGGGUGGAAAAGCAGAAGCCUGUCCUUGCCAGCGGUUGUCCAGUGGAUAUGUUCGGAGAACAGUUUGAGACUGAGACACUGCUGUUUGGAUCUGGAACAUCUGCAAAUAAAAGACGAACUGACGGCUGGAUCUGGCAGCUGGAAGGGUUGUCCAACGUCUUCAUGAAUGGUAAAGAGUACAGCUUGUCUGCUGGGGAUUGUCUUCUUAUUUUUGGAGAGACAGAGUAUAAAUGGCAACGGUCACAGGAUUGUGUUGCUUUGUAUGUUGCUCAAGACCCAGACAGGAAGAGACCCUACUGAGACACCUAAAUGGACAAGGAUAUUUGUUUAGGACCCACAAUAAUCAUCAUAUUCACACAUUGUUAGACAAAUUAACAUGCUGAGUGACAAUUCUUGGGUGAAAUAUAACAGGGGUAAUUGGAGUCAGAUUUAACAUUAUGAAUUAAGGAGGAUGACCAGUGACAAAAUGGAUUUUAAAUAUUUACACCACUGAUUUUUACAUUUAAUCUUGUGUAAUAUAAUAUAAUCGUUUUGAAUAAUAUAAUUCAAUAUAGGCACAGUGGGUAGCACGAUUGCCUCACAGCAAGAAGGUCGCUGGUUCGAGCCUCAACUGAAUGAGUUGGCGUUUCUUUGUGGAGUUUGCACGUUCUCCCCGUGUUUGCGUGGGUUUAGUCCGUGCACUCCAGUUUCCCCCACAAGUCCAAACACAUGCGCUUUAGGUGAAUUUGGAUAAGCUAAAUUGUUUGUAGUGUAUGUGUGUGUGAAUGAGUGUGUAUGGAUGUUUCCCAGUGAUGGGUUGCAGCUGGAAGGGUAUCUGGUGCAUAAAACAUAUGCUGGAUAAGUUGGCUGUUCGUUCGACUGUGGCGUUUUUAUAAACAAAAACGAAUAGGCCUAUUAAAUACAAAGCAAUUAGCACAAAUGUUAGGAGUUUAAACAUCACUCUUUAGGCUAAUACUUAUUGUUUGAAUAUGCUAAAAGGGGCUUUACAUUUAUUAACCCUUAUAGAUAUAAAACUUAUCAAUACAUGUUAGUUUAAAACCCAAAACAAGGUGUUUUGAUUAAGUCUUAAUAAUUACGAUUAUUUUGGAAAAUGAAAGCAUUUUAAAAAAUGAAUUUAAUCCAAAAAGAUUGAACAAAAGGAGCAAAAUAAAUGAGCUACACUUAGUAGAAAUAUCCUAGAAAGAGCACAUCAAUGUCACUUUUAACAUUACUGCAUAAACGGCUUGACAGGAAAUAAAAUAUUUUAUAAUCAUAUAUUUUUAUAGUUCAUACAAUAUACAUUUUUAAACUUAAUCUGUUAAGAAAUCUUUAUAGGGAUGUCAGGAUCAAUAAUGACAAUUAUUUUAUUACAAGUCUGUAUGUCAGAUCCCCGGCUCGUUCCUGCUCACCCAAUCGUUCGCCUUCACAAACCACCUCCAUCCAAUCUCGUGAACUCUCACCAGCUUUCUAAUGACUUGCACCUGUUCCUCAUCACCAAAGGACACUAUAAAUGCCCAGCUUCUCCUCUCAGUCAUCGGCCGGUAGUCGGAUGGCUGUCCUAAUCUACACUCCUUCGUUUUCUCCACAACUUCCAUUAAUGUUCCUCAUGAGUCUUCGAGUCCUUCAUACUGAUCAAGGGAAGUGAUUAUUCUUAUCUGAUGUUUACUAGAAGAUCUGCUAUCAUUCUGAUGAACUGUGUGCUUGUAUACUCAUCGACGGAUGGUAAUUGCAUGCUUUCUGAUCCUCCCCGAUCAAGAGGAAUGCUUACACUUACUGUAUGUAGCGUUUACCAGAAGAUCAGCUAUUUACUAGAUAAACUGUGUCUGUUUGAUCACCGGCUGAUGUUCUUGUGAGCAAACUGCAUGUGAGACUGAUAACAUCUGUUAUUGACACUUACUGUGCCGUUAAAGAAGAUCGCUACAGCCUUAAUACCAUCCCUUUGAUUCCACACUUUGAUUAGAAGCUUUUUGAGUAAAACCGUGAAAAGAAAA